AUGUCGCUCGCGACAUCAGCACAUCGGCCGUCCAGCAAAGAGCGCCCCCACCAUGCGCGCGCCCCCUACGCUGCGUCCAAUGCAACUCGUCUGCGCACGCCCAAUGCGACGCUGAGUGAAGAGGCCAUGUCCAACGCCUCCCAUGCACACAAUCCGGGGGAGGGGGCCAUCGACUCGCCCACCGAGGAAGAUCCCCGGACGGCGCGCUGGCGGGAGCACUACCUGCGCACUGAAGCGCGUCUCAACGCCAUCCUCGGCGGCACAAACGCUGUCGACCUGCUUGAUCCCCUCGAUGCUGCCCCCAUGCCCGCGUCCGGCCAUGCUCCGCUCGCGCAUGACGCGCGCCCGGCCGUCACGCCCAAAAAGGCUGCCCGCACCAUUGACGAAGACGACUACGGCGACGACGACGAAGACGACGACGACGACGACGACGACGACGAUGACGAAGACGCAGAUGACACACGCACCUCGCCGCUGCUCGCGAAAACUGCUCUCCACCGUGUUGCUGCCACCCCGACCACGCCAAGCAUCCGCACACCACCUCCACACAAGCCCGCCCACGAACGCACAAGCACGCCAUCGUCAGAGCAGGCCAAGUCCUCGGAUGACGUACGCAAGCAGCUGCAGCAAGACAAACAGGCCGCUGAGGAUGCCGCCAAGCAUAGCUUCCACACGCUGUUCUACACCCUCGAGAGCGACCGCGAUGCCAUGCUGGAGCAGCAGAAGCUCGACGAAUUGGACCGCCAGGUAGAACAGGAGACAUCAGGCGCCCCCGCAAGCGCCCUUGCCAACGGCACUGCCGUCGCCGCACCCCAGCAAGGCACCCUCAGCACCACGAACCUCGGCGCAUCGAGUCUCACCCUCAAACACCUCAUCUCCCGCAUCGACGCCCAGCGCGACCGAGUACAUGCCACCGAUGCCCAACUACGUAGUCUGAUAAGCGAGGUCCGCAAGAACAGGAGCAAGUGGGCGAAUGAGGACCGUGUUGGGCAGGAGGAGCUUUACGAGAGCGUCGAGAAGGUGCUCAUGGAGCUCAAGGCCGGCGAACAUGCGCAUCCCUUUCUGCAGCGCGUCAACAAGCGAGAAGCGCCAGACUACUACAACGUGAUUAAGCAUCCCAUGGACAUUGGUACGAUGAUGAAGAAGCUCAAGCAGCUGCAGUACAAGUCGAAGAAGGACUUCGUCGAGGACCUGAUGCUGAUCUGGUCCAACUGCCUAAAGUACAACGCUGACCCCAACCACUUCCUACGAAAGAAAGCUCUGCACAUGAAGAAGGAAACCGAGAAGCUCGUCCCUCUCAUCCCUGACAUCACGAUCCGCGAUCGUGCUGAAGUCGAGGCUGAAGAACGAAGGAUGCGCAAUGGCGAUAUUGAUGCUGACGGCGCUGACGACAGCGAGGAUGAAGAACCCAUCAUGGCCUCACGAGGCCGAAAGGCGCCGAGCAAAGGAGGAAAAGGCUCGAACAACGCAAGGAAAGCACUUCCUGCAGGCUCAGAGGACACACCAGGACCAGAGCCCAAGCCGCCUGUGCCAUCCCUCAACAGCACCGUCUCGAAUCUGAAGAACGAGUUCUUACGAGCUGACUCCGAGAUGGAAGGAAGCGUCAACGGCCUUUCGACCCCUCCACCACCCGGCACUUUGACCCCAUUUGGCCCCAACAGCGUAUCAAGAAGCGGUGCACCCGGCAGUCAACCUGACUUCUCAGAGGCGGACGGCACCGGUGCUUCUGUUAGUGGUUUUACUCUGGAAGAAGAUGCUGAUCUCGACGAUUUGGAGUAUAAGACUUGGAAGCAAGUCACCAAGAAGGACCGAGCUACGAUUGCCGCAGAACGACACCGCCUUUUCCGUGAUGAGAUACUUCAGCCUGAAGAGCCUGCUAUUUUGCGCUCAAAAGCUGGCAUGCGAAGAUGGCUUCGUCACCGCAAAGAGGCCGAUGCAGAUACUGCCAUGGGUGCUAUUUUGGCACCAGACGGUAAGGAUGGCGUUCAAGCGGUUGCUGGCGAAUCGCUGGCCGAGGGAAUCCAGGAUGAAGAGGAGCGCCAGAUCCCGGAUUAUUAUGACCCUGUCUGUGUGAUACCUGACCUCAAUGAGACUCUCCAGUGGGUCGAGGAUGCCGAAGGGCAUGUCGUUCAGCAAAGAGAAGAGUACAUGCGAAUCUUCCCCAAAGGCCAAUUCACAGCACCAGACAGCGCUCUAACAGAGCGAAUGGACAAGAACAUGAACUCGCUACAGGAGACCAGGAAAAUUUGCGCCAAGAUUGGCAUUGUCAAGCAGAUGCAGCUCCAGUCCCAACUGUACCAGAACCAGUUCCAGAAAUACGAACCUCAGCCCUUUCAUGAGGCAGACAUUGAGCCAAUGGUAGUAUCAGAGGAGGGCCCCCCAAUGGCACCCUAUGUCUGCCGCGCAGCUUUGCAGCGCAGUGUGGGCAAGAUCUUCUACCAUGCCGGGUUCGAGGAGUUCCAGCCUUCCGCCCUAGAUGCAGUUACCGAUAUUGCGGCCAAAUUCUUCCAAAAUCUUGUCCAGUCUUAUGGUAUCUAUCACGAGACCCCCAAGAUGAAGUCUGACACGCCGGUACCUCUGGAGAGUGGACAACUGACGAGCUGGGUACCGCGGUUCUCUCAGGAAGAGGCCCUAUUACAGUCGUUGCAUGUCAACGGCGUUGACCUAGAAUCCUUGGAGACAUAUGUCAAGGAUGACGUUGAACGACUGGGCACGAAGCUUGCCAGUAUGCAUGAUCGUAUGCGAUCGUACUAUGCUGAGCUGCUUCGACCGGCUCUGGACAACGUUGGCGCAGAUGGCGCAGGUGCUUUCAAUGACGGCAGUGAGCAAUUCGUCGGUGGUGAUUUUGCUGAAGAUAUUGGCGAAGACUUCUUCGGCUUCAAAGAGCUUGGACUAGACCGAGAGUUUGGCUUGACCUUUAGUGUGCCAUUGCAUUUGCUGCAAAACAGGGUUCACAAUGCGUAUGCCAGACAAGACAACAACAACAUUGCUACCAUCGGCAACAUCAUGGACGAGCCACCGAAGUUCGAGCCCGUCUCUGCACAGGUCGCUGAGGGCCAGAUUGGCCUCGUUCGCAACUGGCUCCUCAACAAGCUUCACGACCACAACAACCAGACUCUUGUUGAAGACGAUGAUCUUCCACCUAAGCAGCGCUUCCCUAAACCCCGUUUGCCUCCUACAGGCAAGAUCUCCAGUCCUCGCAAGCGCCCACUGCGAGAACAACAACAGCUGGCUCGUAAGAAGCGCAAGCUCGACGAAGAGAAGGAAGAGACCGGUGAAGCGGGCUCUGCACCUGCUGGUAUCCUCAAAGGUAUAGGCAAACCGAUCGGCAAGCUAAAACUGGAGCCGCGCCGAGACGAACACAGCAUCCAAGAGCCCGAGAAGGACGACGGCAGCGGUAUGCCCAGCCCACCCGAGUCGUUUUAG
Messenger RNA from Ascochyta rabiei, 3426 nucleotides. RefSeq names its product Transcriptional activator spt7. Gene Ontology annotation, molecular function: protein heterodimerization activity; structural molecule activity. The transcript has 2 exons. Bases 1 to 3426 code for a protein of 1141 amino acids. Gene Ontology annotation, cellular component: SLIK (SAGA-like) complex; SAGA complex. NCBI's taxonomy places the organism in Eukaryota, Fungi, Ascomycota, Dothideomycetes, Pleosporales, Didymellaceae. The record is from RefSeq and is a predicted model, not a curated record. Gene Ontology annotation, biological process: regulation of transcription by RNA polymerase II.